ACUGGGUUGAAGAUAGAAUAGAGUGUCCCAAAAGAGGUACCUUAUAUUUUCCACCGAAAGACCAAAUAGACUAUGAUAAAAUGAAGCCAGAGUCCCGCCAGCCCGAUUUCAGGCAAAACAAACUUUACGGUUUGCAGGGUCAUGUAAAUUCAAUAAUCCGUCACGACAGUCACGAUUCCUGUGUUAACUUCGUUACAACCAACGACCUCGUCUACAAUCAUCUUCCUAAGCCGCUCUGUGGUCCCGAACAGCGCUACUACAAAAGAAGCGCACACCAGUUUUAUCCGCAACCGGAUUUAAUGAAGUGUUUUGAUUAUAAGACUGAAUGGGGCUUAAUGAAGUUUAAGCAGUACGAGUGGGCUUGUACAGAUGUUUCAGAUUAUAUUUCAACUCUAUAUGAAGACACGUACAUUCCUCCACAUCGACAUCAAUACUUACAGAGAAAUGAAAGAAAAGCUCGAAAUUCGAGUUUCACAAAAAGUUUUCGUUUUAAGAUGACAAAAACUAAAUCAUGAUAACAUCAAGAACCAUUUCAUAUUUAUGCAAGUGUUUACUAGUCUUUACAAUAUCACAUUUUGUUCGAGAAGCAGACAGUGACGUCCAUAUAUAAAAAAAUUGUAACAAUAUAAUAAUUCUUAAUGUUUUCAUACAGCCAAUAUCUGGCACCAACACGAGAUCAGCAAGUCUUAAAACUAAUUUUAGUCUCAAACAUUACAACUAAUGGCUUACGACUAACGAUUCUUACAACAUAACAAAAAAAUCACUUAACAUAAUGGCAGUUUAUGAAACUUUACAAAAUGUAUCGAAGAAUAAAAAUAACAUGUUAAAAUAAAAAAUACAUAGAAAUGAAAAGUCAAUAAACUGAAGACAAAAAAAAAUUGGCUAACAAGACACAGCCGCGAUUAGCGAGUUGUGAACUUAUCAACUUGAGGUAGCUUGAUGAGCCCAGACCCGCCGGGGGUUUUGAAGACAUGAACGUGGCUCUGGGGCCGAUGAAUAAAACUAUUCUGAGAAUUCGUCGGUGGAACGAAUCUAGUUUGUGGUAUUUGAACGUGACUAUUGUACUGCAUUUGAGGAAAAAUGGGCGAAUUCAUUCUGGGAAAAAAUUGAGGUUGCGUCUUACUAAAAAAACUCAUAUUUGGGAAACGAUCGAGUUCCAUUGGUUCACUACAGACAGACUCCUCGCACGAUGGCGGCUGCGAAAACAAGUUGCGUUGAUUCAUGCUAGACGUCUGAGAUUCGAAGCCAGAACUUUGGCUCGACGAUCGACUGCCGUUCAAGUCAGUAAUACGUUCACCUUCGGCACCCCAGUAACCACCGGCUACCCAAGAGGUGCCAUGACCUAAUUUGCUGGGUGAUAUGAGUGGUCUCGCGCCUGUCACGGGCCUUGGAGCGACAAAACUUGGAGUAGCAGCAAAUUUACGUAGAGAAAAUAUAGAGUUUGUCUUUUUCUUCGAUUUACUAGGACUACCUAUACACAAGGAACUUAUACUUUCAUCUAACUCCGAGUCGGAAUCGUCUUUUGCUAGUUUUUGAUACUUUUUAAAUAUUGGUUUGGCAAAUACAGUUUCUGGAAUAGA
This is a messenger RNA of Bombyx mori (domestic silkworm), 1580 nucleotides long. RefSeq lists its product as uncharacterized. Bases 81 to 515 code for a protein of 144 amino acids. The transcript is spliced from 4 exons. NCBI's taxonomy places the organism in Eukaryota, Metazoa, Arthropoda, Insecta, Lepidoptera, Bombycidae. The record is from RefSeq and is a predicted model, not a curated record.